Molecule: messenger RNA, 711 nt
Organism: Monosiga brevicollis MX1
Lineage: Eukaryota; Choanoflagellata; Craspedida; Salpingoecidae
Exons: 4
Coding region: 1-711 (236 amino acids)
Cellular component (GO): plasma membrane; cell wall
Source: RefSeq, a predicted model, not a curated record
AUGGCGGGGUGGUGCAUGCUCCUGUUGACGCUGGGCGUGGUCUGCGCGAGUGUUUCGGCCAGUCCUCCACCCAUCAUCGCGACCGAUGACGAAGGCAACUUGUACAUUAACACCUCUGGCUCGCAGGCGCGUGUUCUUCUCGAUGGGCGUGAUAUUCUUCAGGAGAUAGCGUCAUUAAAGGAGAAGCUCGAAAUGUUAGUGGGCACAACAGCGCUGACGAUGACAACGACCAUUCCGCAAUACGUGUAUACCGGGAAUGUGGGUUGCGAUCUGAGCGUCCUGCCACGGAAUACAACCAGCAUUGACGGAGACGUCUCCCUUUACAGCUGUUCCGGGCUCGUCACGGCCAAUCUCUCCGUCUUUGAAAAUGUUGCCACCAUCACUGGCAAUCUCCUGAUUCGCGAUAACGAGGACCUAGCCAGCAUCAGCGGCCUAGCCAACCUGCGGCACAUUGGCACGCAUUUGCAGAUCCAAACUCACCCGGAGCUGGAAUCUCUAACGGGGUUGGAAGGCCUGACAGUCAUCAAUGGGAAUCUAAAGAUUCAGUACAACUCGGAGCUGGAGAAUUUGGACGCCCUCUCCGGCCUCACGGCAGUGACGGGCAGCAUCCUGAUUUGCCGCAAUGAGGAUCUCGACGUCAACGCCAUUACAACACAGUUUAGCCCCCUGAGCUCUUCGACCUGUGUCAACAACCAGCAAUGCUACUGUUAG